UGGAACUUUGUAUUUCUAAUAAUGGAGACUACUUUGAACAUUUAUUAAAUAAAAUUUAAAAAUAUAAUUGCUUCUUUAGUUUUUUAUUUAAUGUUGCCAUUACUUUUGGAACGCCCUUAGUAUAUACUAUAAAACGUGUAUCUACAUUCUUUUUCUCCAUUUGCUAUCUUAUUUUCUUCUUUCUACUUUUACCAGAUCCUUAAAUUGUUAUCACAAUAUGCAUAGCUCUUGUUUUGCUCUAUCGCCGAUAAUAAUGGAGCUUGUCUCUCUUUCGCUGGGUAGAGAUAGUAUAAAAUUGCUGAUUUCUUACUCUUUCAAAUGAAUAGCUUAUAUCAACACCUUCCAAGAACCUAUGUCGUAUUACUUUUAUAGGUCGUACGAAAUAUUUUGGUGCUAUUGAUCGUUUCUUUGCAGCUUGAGUUGAAUUGAGUCUUUAACAGUCAACAUGAAAUUAAUGGAUUGUAUAGUGGAUGGUUCACAUCUCGAGCAUGAUUUACUCAAUAAAAUGCCCCGUUUAUCAUCAUUUGAUCUAAUUGUUGAUUAUACUAGUCGUAACUCUAAACCAAUUAAUAUCAGAACAUUUCAAACCGAUACUUGGGAAAAAUUUAAUUCUAUAGUUUGUUUGCACGAUGCUAACACUGGUCUGAAUACAAUAUACACGUUACCAUCUAAAUCUAAUCAGGUUAAUAUUCUUUCAAAUGAAUAUGUUUCAUCAUGUAUAUCAAAUCGACCAGUUUCUCUUUGUUUUGAAUGUGUUCGUUCACUUGCACUAUCUGCUAAAACAACAUUAUUCACUACGGAAACAUUGGAGUUUGUUCAACAAGCUUUUCCGAACGUCAAAACGCUCGAAUUAGUGGAUAAUGGUGACAAUGUUAGUUUCUUAGAUCCUUGCAAAUUCCCAACAAGGUAUGCACCGGUAUCGGUAUACCGAAUACCGAAAAUACCGACACCGAAAAUACCGAUACCGAAAAUACCGAACUUCGGUAUAUACUGA
Molecule: messenger RNA, 994 nt
Organism: Didymodactylos carnosus
Lineage: Eukaryota; Metazoa; Rotifera; Eurotatoria; Philodinida; Philodinidae
Source: the annotation of a GenBank genome assembly